GUUGGAACCUUCAGCUGUCAGACUUUGGCCACCCUAAAAGUGCAGGUUUUGUUAGCAAACUAACUCGGACUGUACAACCCGCGCUGACUUUAUUCAAAGUUGUGCAUUCAUCUAUUAAUCGAUCUUUGAGCGCGCGAGCCGCCGAUCGAAGCGCUAACAUUGCACGAGGACGAACCGUUUGAUUUAAUCGCUGCUAGUUUUUGCACAAGCCAGCGAUCCUGAGCGGGUGUAAGGCUAGAUGCAGGGAGGGAGGGAGUAAAAGAAGGCAAAAGUCUUUGUGCUUCCCUUCCCCCUCAUCAAAGCAAAGGGGAAAUGUCUCUGUCUAAAGGAGGGAAGAAGAAGAACCCCGGGCUGAAGCUGGCCAAAGAAGUGUUUGUGCAGCCCCAACCAGCAGCAGCAGCGCCACCUCGAGACCUUGACUCAAAAGCUUGCGUCACAAUUGGAGAUCAGAACUUUGUGGUGAAGGCCGAUGACUUGGAGCAGAUUGAAGAGCUGGGCCGGGGAGCGUAUGGAGUGGUGGACAAGAUGAAACAUGUGCCCAGUGGUGUUAUCAUGGCUGUCAAGAGGAUUCGUGCCACCGUCAACACUCUGGAGCAGAAGAGGCUCCUGAUGGAUCUGGACAUUUCCAUGAGGACAGUGGACUGCUUCUACACUGUGACCUUCUAUGGCGCCCUCUUCAGAGAGGGGGAUGUCUGGAUCUGUAUGGAGCUGAUGGACACGUCCCUGGAUAAGUUCUAUAAGAAGGUUAUCGAGAAAGGCAGAGAAAUCCCCGAGGACAUCUUGGGCAAGAUCACAGUAGCAAUUGUCAAGGCAUUAGAGCAUCUGCACCGUAACCUGUCAGUGAUACACAGAGAUGUGAAGCCCUCCAAUGUGCUGAUCAACACUAAGGGCCAAGUGAAAAUGUGCGACUUUGGCAUCAGUGGCCACCUGGUGGACUCUGUGGCCAAAACAAUGGAUGCAGGCUGUAAGCCCUACAUGGCGCCUGAGCGGAUCAACCCUGACCUCAACCAGAAAGGCUACAGUGUCAAGUCAGACAUAUGGAGUCUUGGUAUCACAAUGAUUGAGCUGGCCAUUUUGAAAUUCCCCUACGACUCAUGGGGCACCCCGUUCCAGCAGCUCAAACAGGUGGUGGAUGAGCCGUCUCCACAGUUGCCCGCCGACCGUUUCUCCCCAGAGUUUGUAGACUUCAUCUCCCAGUGCUUAAGAAAGAAGCCAAAUGAGAGACCAGCUUACACAGAAUUAAUGCAACAUCCGUUUUUCACCGAGCACGAGCACGACCCCAAAGACACAGACGUGGCCAGUUUUGUCAAGGUCAUCCUGGAUGACUGAUGGGCUCCCUCUGGGCCCCCGGCCCAUCAGGGUAGGCGGGACCUCAGCAAACAAACCAAUGGUCUACCUUUUUCUUUUUCUUUUUUUUUUUUUUUUUUAAACUCACUGGAAUGACAGACUCUUAUGCACCCACACACAAUGGGGGGUGUCCCAAAGACUGACAGCAGCCCAGCAGCACUGGAGUGGGAGAGUGGUGGUAGUAUGAACUUGUACGGUCAAAAACCAACUGGAGAGGUUUAAUUCGCUCCUCCAAGCUUCCUGUGUGUGCAAUUAUUCAACAUGACAAAUAUGAACUGAACCAGAUUAUUAUUAUUUUUUUGUCGUCUUCUUUUGUUUUUGCCCCACUGCCCCUUUUUAUCUCUCUCUCAUCAGAAUGGACAGAGCCAGCCAUCAUUUCUUUGUGACACAUAUUGUACUUUGAGUUUCAUCUGCAAAACCAACAGUUAAAUGUGUAUGUUGUUGUGUAUUGAAAGCUAUAUUUGCAUAUGCGUUUGUAUGUUUUCUCAUUAUACAGAGUUUUGAUACUGUAUAUCAUCGACAAGUGUGAAUUUUACCGGACUAGGGCCUUAUUUGUCAGAUCGCGUCAGGUGAGCAGUUCCACCUGGUUCUGUGCUGAAGUGACUGGUCAGUGCAGGGGCUGCAGGAGGCUCCAGAGCUGAGGCAAAACAUUUAAGAAAUGUCAAAGGUCACAUUCUGGACGGCAGGAGUUGUAAGUAAUUUCCAGAUCUCUUGGCAGCGUGAGGCAGGAAUGUAUAGCAUCCUGUAUCAUCUGAUCCCGUAGUGAUCCUUCAUGCAGCGACCCCUCCGUACUCGUUGUCUUCUUUCUCGGAUAUUAACGGUUCGGCUUCAGUGCUGCCAUCGUCGCUACCUGGAAGUAUUCAGGGGUUGCCGAAUCAAGCUCACAGCUUUAUCUCUUUCUGUGUGCCAUUUUGCAAAUCGUUCUCAUGAAUUACUGCAUUAAUUGUGUUGUUUUUUUUCCCUCUUUUUUUGGACUUGUUCUGGCCUGCGUUUUGAUUUUAUUUCAGCCGCAUUUAUCCCUUUUGCCUACCGUUCUCAAUUCUGGACUCGGCAUAGUCUUUUCAUAUGAGGCACUUGUGUUUUUGUUUUUUUUUUCCCCAGAGAUCGUAUCAUGCAUUACACAGACAGUAUGUUAGGGAAAUAAUUUAUGUGUUGAAGAUGUAAAUACUAUCUCCUUUUUAAUGUAACAUGGCACUGUCCUGACCUGGCAGUGCAGAUGAGUGGUAGAGUGGUUGGUAGUAGUUAGUUUUAAUGCAGUGUGACACGCAUACACAAACACUUGUACUCACAGGGCCAGCUGAUUAUCAUACACCUAUUUUGGACUGAUGUGCUGUCAGGCUCCACCGCUCAGGUUUCUGUGCUCUCCUUCACGUGGAGACGGCCCCGUUUUAUUUCCCCCCCUAGGUCGUGCUCUCCUCGAGUGCCGGACCGAGAACCUCUUUUCAGUCCACGGUGGGCAGCCAUUAUCUCUUCUCUCUGACCAUACUAUGCAGAGCCCCUUCGCCCUGGACACACAGCAAGAGGCCCUUGCCAUAUGGCAGUUCCCCCCCUCCCAAGUGUUCAGAGACUGUGAUGAUGGUGAUGGUGAUGAUGAUAGUGAUGAUGACUGCCACGCCUCUGUUCAUGGUUAGCACUCAUCGCCUCUCUGGUUUACACUGUAGUGCGACCUUUAUCAAAAAGUCAGUGAGUUAGGAGUAUUUAUGAUUGUGAAUAAUAAGGGAAAGCUAGCAACACCACAAAGAAGCUGCUAUUGUUUUUUUCCCUUUUUAUUUUUUAUUUUUAGUCGGCCUUCUUUGGAUGGCCAUUCCCUUGGUGUGUAAAAGUGAGUUUUUACGCUGAUCACAAUGAGAAUGGAACACUUGCUCUACCUCUUACUCCUUCACUCUAUUUGCCACCUUUUUAUGGGGUGGGACUGACAAACUUGAACUAUGGAAAGACAAAAAAAUAAAGGCUUUAUUGUUCAGUA
Epinephelus moara (kelp grouper) is the source of this 3313-nucleotide messenger RNA. Its product is annotated as dual specificity mitogen-activated protein kinase kinase 6-like. The record is from RefSeq and is a predicted model, not a curated record. Gene Ontology annotation, molecular function: MAP kinase kinase activity; ATP binding. Bases 313 to 1329 code for a protein of 338 amino acids. Gene Ontology annotation, biological process: MAPK cascade; protein phosphorylation. Lineage: Eukaryota; Metazoa; Chordata; Actinopteri; Perciformes; Serranidae. The transcript has 12 exons.